This is a messenger RNA of Acanthosepion pharaonis, 735 nucleotides long. Lineage: Eukaryota; Metazoa; Mollusca; Cephalopoda; Sepiida; Sepiidae. The record is from the annotation of a GenBank genome assembly.
AUGUUAGUUAAACAUGCGUCAUUUGAUGUGGCGAUAUUUUUCUUUCUCUAUCUUUCACUUCAUUAUUUAGGCUUCUUCUUCUUCUUUUUUUUCCUUCAUUUUCUUCUCCUUCUUUCAUAUUCUUCUUUCUUUUUCGUUUUCUUCUUGCGGAGUUAUUCGUUUUCAGUAAACCAAACCAAAGAGACGACGACUUCUUCUUCUUCUUCUUGGCAACCCAAAUCAAAGAAACUUCUUUUUCUUUGUUCAUCUCCUUUUUCUUCUUCUCCUUCUCUCUUCUUUCAUCUAUCUUCUUCUUCUUUUGCCAACGAGAUAUUUCCUUUCUUUUUCGUUAUUUUUCUUCUCUUUCCUUUUUUUUUUCUACUUUUCUUCUGUAUUCUUCUUUCCUUUUCUUUUCGUCACUAUUCCUCCUCUUUUAUUGUUUCUUUUUUUCUAUCUAUGUUUUUCCUUCUCUUUCUAACUCUUUUCCUCUUUUUUUCAACUGUUUUCCUCUUUCUUUUCUCUCCAUCGCUAAUUGCCCUUGUAUUUUAUUCUGUUUUUCUUUUAUCUUCAUUUUUCCUUCUCUUUCUACCACUUUUCCUCUUUUCAACUGUUUUCCUCUUUCUUUUUCUUUCCAUCGCAAUUAUCUUCGUCUUUUCUUGUUUUCCUUCUGUCUUCUUCUUAACUUCUCUUUCCUUCUUCUCUUCCCAUUUUCUUCACUAUUCAUCUUCUUUCCUCCCAUUUACUUCUCUUUCCUAA